Molecule: messenger RNA, 989 nt
Organism: Struthio camelus australis
Lineage: Eukaryota; Metazoa; Chordata; Aves; Struthioniformes; Struthionidae
Gene: NTAQ1
Product: N-terminal glutamine amidase 1
Cellular component (GO): cytosol; nucleus
Molecular function (GO): protein-N-terminal glutamine amidohydrolase activity; protein-N-terminal asparagine amidohydrolase activity
Source: RefSeq, a predicted model, not a curated record
CGCAAGAGCUUUGUAUUUGCAAGGAGCAGAGGGAUGAGAACAUCCACGUACCCCUGGCACAGGACAGAAAAGCACGAGGAGCUCCUCGGUAGGCCAGACCGCCACCCACCAGCCUCCAAGGUCAGCCUGUUGUUCAAAAACCCCUUUCCACUUGCAGCCAAAAAGGGGACAGAAGGCCACACCAAGCACCUGCAUCCAGCAUUAACGUUUAUCUGCGAAGAAAACGUUUGGAAGCUGUGCGACUACAUCAGGAGUCGGGAUCAAUACCCUCUGGAAGAGUUUUACGCUGUCUUCAUAUCCAAUGACAGGAGGAUGAUUCCCCUAUGGAAGCAAAAAUCGGGACGUGGAGAUGAUCCUGUCGUCUGGGACUACCAUGUUAUUCUGCUUCAUGUUUCAAGUGGGGAGCAGAACUUCAUUUAUGAUCUCGACACAGUGUUGCCGUUUCCAUGUCCCUUUGAUAUAUAUACUGUGGAGGCCUUUAGGCUGGAUGAUCGCCUUCCUCCAGAAUUUCAAAGGAAAAUCAGAAUGAUUCGAGCAGAUUUGUACUUGAAGACGUUUGCUUCAGACCGAUCUCAUAUGAAAGAUGCCGAUGGCAAGUGGCAGAAACCUCCUCCUUCAUACCCUUGCAUUGAAACUGCAGACUCCAAGAUGAACCUGGAUGAUUUCAUCAGUAUGAAUCCCAAAGUAGGAUGGGGCUCAGUGUUCCCCCUGCCGGACUUUGUGCAUCGUUUUGGCAGACAGACUGAUUACAACCAUUCCUUGAAAGGACAGUGAAGUAAACAAAGAAGUUCUCUCUGCUUCUCUUUUGUGUGAGUGUGUUUUGUUUUGCUGCUUUUGCGUUGUAUUUAUUAAUGGUUUACAUGCCUUUACAUGGAAUAAGUAUUUGGGCAAAGAGAAUACCCAGUCAGAAAUAUCAUGAAUGAAUAAAAAUUAUUUUGAUUAUGUAAGAAUAAGCGUGUUAUUAAAUAUAUCAAAUCGAAUGCAGACGU